AUGAGUGCCAGCGUCAGUCUUAGAGCUCAUGGCGAGGGGUACGCAUGGAGCCCUGCGGCAGUGCUGGCCACGGUAGGGGACACGGUGGUGUGGCGUUGGGAGGCGCCGGCGUUCCUCCAGGGCGUUGGCUUCAGGGUGUUCAGCGUGGCCAACCCCAGCAGCACCACACCCGAUGGCUUCGCAUUCACCAGCGGAGACACCAACACCCCCACUGGCUUCUUCCGCUACCAGUUCACGUCCCCUGGUGUGUACUACUACAGCAGUGGCUUUGUGGACGACAGCAGCCAGAAGAGUCUGCAGGGGUCGGUGACGGUCCGAGGGGUCGAGGACAGCAGCAUCGAGCUGCACGUCACUGUGGGAGACUUCGCUGCUUUGAUCAGACCAGCCCAGGGUCGAGUGAGUAGGUCUGUGGAGGAGUGUGUCCCCUCCACCCCUGACUGCCCCGGCUCGGCCUCCUCCUCUAACGGGACCUCCUCGGGGGGCGCAGGCCUCUCCUUCAGCUUCAGCAGCUGUGCCAGUCCUGCGGUGCACGCCAUCUCGCCCGCCAGCGGCCAUGCCCUCGACUUCAUCCACAUCCAGGGCAUGGGCUUCGGCACCCAGAGCUGUGCCAUUGAGGUGAUGGUUGGAGAUCACCCUUGCCAGGUUGUCAACAACACUGAGACAGAGAUCUUCUGCCAGCUCCGCACAGACAGUGGCGCGGACAUUGGCAUCCCACUUCCUGUCUCUGUCCGAGUGAAUAACCUCGGCACUGCCAUCAACACCGCACCCAGCGAAUAUGACCGGCGCUUCGUGGUUCUGCCCGUGGUGGACUCAGUAAGCCCGUCCAGCGGCAGCACCACCGGGCACACCAAGCUGACCAUCAGCGGUUCUGGGUUCUCAGAGAACGUAGCUGUCACAGUGGACGGCCUCCCUUGUGAUGUCAUGUGGGCGAACUACACCAUGGUUGUGUGCAGCACGGCCCCGUCCUCCACUGCUGACCGUAGUGGGCCUGCGGUGGUCCACGUGGGCAGCAUUGCCUCCUCGUGCCAGGGCGACUGCACCUUCACCUACUCCGCCUCGCUGGCACCACACGUGUUUGGCGUACACCCCGACACAGUCACCGGAAACCUGACGUCCGUGGUCAUCAACGGCACCGGGUUCGGCAGCGAUGUCGACGACGUGUCCGUCCACGCCGGAGGGAUCAGCCUUGAGGUGACGGAGGUCACCGACACCACCAUCACCCUCUCCGUCGGCCCGCUGCCCGGCGGCUCUCACCCGCUGAGGGUGGUGGUGAUGAGCCGGGGGUUGGCGCAGGGGGGGGAUGGUGCCACCCUGAGCAGCGACGCCCGUGCCACGCUCAGCCCCGCGGCGGGCAGCACGGCUGGGGGCACCCCGCUGGUGCUCAUGGGUAAUGGGUUCCUGCCGGGAGCAACCAGUGUGAGCCUGGACGGCGCCCCCUGCUGGAUCACAGAGGUGACGCCGGGAGAGGUGCGCUGCCUGACCCCUCCUCAUGAUGCGGCGCUGGUGGAGGUGCUCGUGGAGGUGCUGGAGGUGCUGUACCCGGCGCUGACCUUUAACUACUCACAGGCACACACACCUGAGGUCACCGACGUCACCCCGGCAACAGGACCCAGCAACACAGUCAUCACUCUAACGGGCUCGGGCUUUGGUUCUGACGCCAGCCUCAUCUCCGUGGAGAUAGACGGUGUCGCCUGCAACGUUGCCGCGGUAACGGACACUCAGGCCACGUGUGCCGUGGGUGAGCACGCCGGCGGCACCUUUCCCAUCAUGCUUCAGCACAAACUGAAAGGUUACGCCAUGUCCGAGGAGGUCUUCAGCUACGAGCUCCGUCUCUCAGGGGUGGUUCCCUCCGAAGGGGGUGUUGGUGGGGGCAGCAUCGUGAGCGUUGAGGGCACCGGGUUCGAGCCCAGCUCCUCCCGGGUGUGGAUCUGUGAGAGUGAGUGUGAGGUUCACAGGGACACGUCCACCUCUACACACCUCUACUGCCAGGUCCCGCCCGCCAACGGUAAGAUGGCAUUUAUCUCCAGCAGGCGGGUGAACGGCAAAGACUCUGUGAACGUAUCAAAAUGGACUACUCCGUACAAAUCCUCCCUGACGCGGCGCGUCACCGAGGUAACGCCUCGCCGAGGCGGGCACCCAGCGGGAGGCACGAGACUGGCGAUUCUCACCUCUUUCUGCAGCACGAACAGCAGUGAAGUUAGUGUGACCAUCGCCGGAUCUGUGUGUGACGUGCAGUCUGCCAACCAAACACACGUAGUUUGCGUCACCAACUCCCAGCCCAGGUCUCAGGAGACUAAAGUGCGAGUUCAGAUUGGGGACAGGGGCACUGCUCCGAUGGACCAGGCGGACUUCUUCUACAUAGACGUGUGGUCCUCCCGGUACACCUGGGGUGGUCUUUCUCCCCCUGAGAAGGGCUCGUUCGCCGUCAUCACUAAGGGCCAGACCAUCCUGCUGGACGCCAGCACCCCUGUGCUCAAGAUGCUCCUCAUCCAAGGCGGAAAGCUGGUGUUUGAUGAGCAGGACAUAGAACUUCAGGCGGAGAACAUCCUGAUCACGGACGGAGGAGCGCUGCAGGUCGGAACCGAAGAGGAACCGUUCCAGCACAAGGCCAUCAUCACGCUUCACGGGCACCUGCGCUCUCCCGAGCUGCCUGUGUACGGAGCCAAGACCCUGGGGGUGCGAGAGGGAGUGCUGGACCUCCAUGGUAUCCCCGUCCCCGUCACCUGGACCCGCCUCGCCCAGACGGCUGGGAGCGGCUCGUCCACGCUGGUCCUCACACACCCGGUCACCUGGAGGAGCGGAGACCAGGUGGUCAUCGCCACCACUGGUCACAGGCACAGCCAGAGAGAGAACGAGGUGAGGAUCAUCUCCUCAGUGUCCGCAGAUGGCCGGACGCUCACGCUGACGGAGCCCCUGGAGUACACCCAUCUGGGGGUGUCCGUCACGCUGCCUGAUGGGACGGAGUUCGAGGCCAGGGCAGAGGUGGGACUCCUCACCAGGAACAUUGUGGUGCGCGGAUCGAACAACGCUGAGUGGAACGACCAGGUGGAGGCCUGUCCAGACGGCUUUAACACAGGUGAGUUUGCGACACAGACCUGCUUCCAGGGGAGGUUUGGAGAGGAGACAGGAAGUGACCAGUUUGGAGGUUGCAUCAUGUUCCACGCCCCCAGACCUGGAGAGAACCUGGCCAUCGGCAGAAUUGAACACGUUGAGAUCUUCAACGCAGGCCAGGCCUUCCGUCUGGGCCGCUACCCCAUCCACUGGCACUUGAUGGGCGACGUCAACUUCAAGUCGUACGUGCGCGGCUGCGCCCUCCACCAGACCUACAACCGCGCCGUGACCAUCCACAACACGCACCGCCUCCUGGUGGAACGCAACGUCAUCUACAACAUCAUGGGCGGCGCCUUCUUCAUCGAGGACGGCAUCGAGACGGGCAACGUGCUCCAGUACAACCUGGCCGUGUUCGUCAAGCAGAGCACCAGCCUGCUCAACGACGACGUCACGCCCGCCGCCUACUGGGUCACCAACCCCGACAACGUCAUCCGGCACAACACCGCUGUUGGCGGGACCCACUUUGGGUUCUGGUACCGCAUGCACAAGAAUCCCGACGGUCCCAGCUACGACCCGAACAUUUGCCAGCAGCGCGUGCCGCUGGGCGAGUUCGCCAACAAUACGGCCCACUCGCAGGGCUGGUUCGGCUUGUGGAUCUUCAAGGAGUACUACCCGGUGAGGGACGGCAGGUGCCGGAGCAAGGUGCCCGAGCCCGCCGUGUUCCGCUCGCUGACCGCCUGGAACUGCGAGAAGGGGGCGGAGUGGGUGGACGUGGGCGCCGUGCAGUUCAACGGCUUCGUCAUGGUCAACAACGAGAAGGCGGGCAUCGAGGGGAAACGCAUCGUCAGCAGCUACGUCCGGGACUUCAGCGAGGAGGCCGGGGCGGCGGUGGUCAACAGCACCCUGGUUGGCCACGUGGACGAGCUGUUGCUGGGCGAUGACUACUGCUCGACCAGAGGGGUCAUCCUGCCGCUGGACGACGGCAUGAGCGUCCUCUCCAGCACAUUCAUGAACUUUGACCGGCCAGGCUGCACGGCCAUCGGAGUGGCGGCGAUUGACGGGACCUGCAAGGAGCGCUGCGGGGGAUGGGGUGCCCGGUUCUCUGGGAUCCAGUACUACAACUCGCCCCACAAGGCUGGCUUCAGGUGGGAGCACGAGGUCAACCUCGUCGACCUGGAUGGCUCCCUCACAGGCUCUGCGGGCAGUAAGGUGGUGCCAGCGAGCCCUCUGUUGGACCCGGCCCUAUGCACGUCUCACGAUGACUGGAGCGUUGGCUUCCCCGGGGUCAUCUGUGAUCCCAGCGUCAGCUUCCACCGCCUGGCCUUCAACCACCCAACGCCCACCUCCCUGGAGAGCAACCUCGCCAUCUUCUCCAAUGACUUUGGUGCAAGUGAGGUUCCAUACAUGAAGAAGAGGAUGACUCACAAGUUUGGCUGGAUGGCGAUGCUUCCGUCUGGACAGACAUACAGGUGGCACUUUGAUGGCGUGGCUCAGAUCACCAACAUAUCAUAUGACUCCACUUUCUAUGGGUUUAAGCGCGACGAGUUCAUCAUCAUCAACCACAAUCUGACUCAGAGUCCAGACAGUUUCUUCAUCAUGGACAAGAGAAAUGGCUCCUCCUCCCCUCUGACGAAUGAUGAUAAUGUGAAUGGAGACUGGUAUAUCGACGAGAACACCAACAACCUGUACUACUUAGUGUCCGGACAGGACUCUCACAGCCGCCGUAGACGUCGUUCCAGUGUGGACCCCGAGGUAGUGGACAGGAAUGUGGACUUCAAGGUGUUCAGCUGCUUCUACCCCACCUGCCAGCCCCCCCCACCGCCUCCCCCAGCAACACUCCCCCCGCUACCCUCACGAAGGCCUGAUGACUUUAUCUCCUGGUCCAGCGAGUCCUUCUGGCUCUCGUCUGCUGAGAACAACUUCACCGUGCCCAGAGAGGGCGCUGAUGUGGUUAUCCCAAUAGGGUCUUGGAUGGUGCUAGAUGAAGACACCCCUCCUCUGAACAGAUUGACGGUGCAGGGUGUCCUGGAGGUCCCCGAUCAUGACACCACGUCCUCCUCUCGCUCCAGACGCUCCACAGCCAACACAAUCGUCCUGGACGCCACCUACAUCUCCAUUCAGGGAGGUCGUCUGAUAGCAGGCUGGGAGGACGAGCCCUUCAGCGGGGAACUGCACAUCGUCCUGAGAGGAACUCACUACACCCCCGACUGGCUGCUGCCCAACGGCCCCAACCAGGGCUCCAAAGUGCUGGGUGUGUUUGGCACUCUGGACCUCUAUGGAAAGCCCCACGACGUCUACCACACCAAACUGGCAAGCACCACGUCGGCUGGCACAGACACCCUCACCCUUCGUGAGGCUGUUGACUGGCAGGCAGGGGAUGAAGUGGUCAUCUCCACCACCAGCUAUGACCCAUGGCAGACAGAGAAGAGGACCAUAUCCGCCGUCUCUGAUGACAGAAGGACACUCACACUGAGCGAGCCGCUCACACACACUCAUAUCGGGGAGACCUAUGGUGUCAGCGGCACCUCGAGGACCUACACACUGGCAGCAGAUGUGGGGCUGCUGACCAGGAACAUCAAGAUUAUUGGCCACGCCCACGCUGAGCUGUACAGCCAAUCGUUUGGCGCUCGCCUGCUGGUGGGCACCUUCUCAGAGGGAGGCAUCGACUACAGAGGAGAAGCUCAGAUAAGGAAUGUGGAGUUUUACCACACUGGACAGGAGGGAUGGUCCGAUUUCUACGACCCGCGCUACUCUGUAGCUUUUGUCAAUUUGGGAGAGGUGCCUGAGAUGGAGUCCUACAUCCAGGGAUGUGGUUUCCAUGACGGCUUCUCUCCUGCCAUCGGCAUCUUUGGCACAGAUGGACUGACUGUAGAUGACAACGUCAUCCACUUCACUGUAGGAGAAGGGAUCAGAGUAUGGGGCAGCAGCAACCUGAUCAGAAGGAACCUGGUGACCAUGACCCUGUGGCCCGGGUCCUACCAGGGCCGAGAGGAGAUGUUUAACUACGACUGGACCGCCGCCAUAGAGGUGAAUGAAGGCACAAAUACGGUUCUCAUUGGCAAUAUAGUUGCAGGUUUUGAGAGAUCAGGGUACCUUAUUGAUGGAGAGCCAUGCCCAGGAACGGCCAAUCCGGUGCAGGCGUGGCGGGAUAACGAGGCCCACGGCGGCGUCUACGGCAUCAUGAUGAACAAGGACGGCCUGCCGGGCUGCUCACACAUCCAGGGCUUUACCGUGUGGCGCAGCUUCGACUUUGGGAUCUACUUCCAGGUUUCCAUGAAUAUUCAGAUAUCUAACAUCACUCUGGUGGAUAACGGCAUGGGGAUCAUGUCAAUCAUCUACGCCCCGCCCUCUCUGCAACACCUGUAUGCUGAUAAAACCGUACAUAUUCAGAAUGCCCUGAUUGUUGGCACCAGUCCAGACUUCAACUGCUCUGACCGGUUGUCCUCGACUGAGACGUACGUCCGACUGUCCAGGGACCACGGAGCUCCCCGCCCUCCCAUGGGUGGCAGGUCUGGGAUCUGCUGGCCAGCCUUCAUAUCAGGACACAACGCCGGCCCCACCAUGUCCCUCACCGGCUCCACCAGCUACAACACCAUCAAGGGCCUCAUGACAGUCACCGACACAACAUUUGUGGCUUUCGGGGACGUGUGUUCGACUGAAAGAGCCGUGAUGUUCCUGACUAACCCCAACAACGAGGACCUCCAGCACCCUGUGCAGGUGAAGCGCAUCACCCAGGCCGAGAGCACCGAGGCGGGCAGACUGCUCAUCCAUCGGCCAAACCUCGGGAAGGUGAACCCGGCGGACUGCGUGGACAUGGACUGCGAUGCCAAGAAGAAGAGCCUUCUGAGGGACGAGGACGGCACCUUCCUGGGCGCGGUGGGCACCGUGGUGCCCCACGCAGAGUUCGAGUGGGACGGAGACAGCAGGCAUGGAGUGGGCGACUACAGGAUCCCCAAGGUCAUGCUCACCUACCUCAACGGCAGCCGCAUACCUGUCAGUCAGAUAGCACCCCGCAAAGGUGUGAUAAGGGACUCCACCUGCGAGUACGUGACCCCGUGGCAGAGCUACAAGUGCUUUGGUCUGAACUACAGGAUGCUGGCGAUCGAGAGUCUGGAUGCUGACACGGAGACCAGACGCCUGUCUCCAGUGGCGGUGCUGGGGGACGGCUACAUCGACCUGAUGAACGGGCCCCAGGACCAUGGCUGGUGUAACGGCUACACGUGCCAGAAGAGGCUCUCUCUCUUCCACGGCAUCAUCGCCACCAACAAGGCCUUCGACGUCUACUUCACCGGCACCACCCCCCAGAAGCUCCGCCUCAUGAUGCUCAACGCCAGGCCAACAGAGACUGUGCGCGUGGCCGUGUUCUACUCCAACCCUCAGCGUCUGGACGUUUACGUCAACAACGAGCUGGUGGCUCCGACCAACGCAGAAUGGAACAGCGAUAACACAGACUUCACACUCAAGGAGCCCUCAUACCCAGGGAUGUAUUUGCCUGCACUGAACUCUACCACGAACGGUGGCAACUUCUUCGACCCGGACUACAAGAUGCUCCAUGUGCUGCUGCGCGGCUCUGAGCCCGUGGAGGUCCGCACAUCGCCCAAGCUCUUCCUCUCCUUCAGCCUGCCCGCCAUGACGGAGGACGAGUUCUUCGGCGAAAGCCUGGUCGCCAACCUGGCAGCCUUCCUGAAGGUUCCGGCCAGCAUGAUCCGCAUCACCAAGAUCGUGAGGGAGGGGGGCGACGCACGGCGACGCAAGCGGUCCACGGGUCUCUCCGUAGAGGUGGAGAUCAGCAAGCCUCCUGUCCAGCAGACCACCAACACCACCAAUGAUGAGGAAGCCUUUUCUGAGCUGCAGAACCUUGCUGAUGACCUGGGCCAGGCGGCCAUCUCAGGGAACCUCAGCCAGGCCGUAGGCUUCAACGUGUCCUCCAUGGGGGUCAUCCCACCCCCCCCACCAUCCUCAGACCCCACCUGGAACGAGGUGGCCACCGCUGAGGUGACCCGUGAGGACCCGGUACCGGAGAAAGUGACGAGCCUGGCCUCCCUGAGCGUGAUGCAGGAGCCUGUGGCCGGACUCACCCCCGGACUCCUCAGCCAGCAGCCCAGCAUCAUGGCUCUGGACCAGGAGGGGAGCUGUGUGGCGGUUGGGGUCACUAAACUGACUCUGACAGCUGUGCUGAAGGACUCCAGCGGUACUCCAGUGGAUGGUCUCUAUGGAAACACAACCAUUCUAUUCAAAGGAUGCUGGGCUAACUAUACUGACCUGAGCAUCUCUGGACCUGGUGAUAACAUGACUCUGGCUUUCACUCUGAAAGAAGUGAGUGCCUCUUCCCGGUCCUUCACCAUCAUAGCCGUACCAGUUACCACACCCAGCCCCUCCACCAACACCACCUACACCGCAACCACCAGCACCAGCGGAGGGCCGACUCCGCCCGACUCACCCAUACCCCCAAUCGACCCUGACUCCACCACAGAGGAGUCCACCACAGAAGACAGUGAAUACCCAAGUGUGCUGGACGGCGCUGUUGCUCCAUCCUCUGGCUCUCUGGUCCUCCUCCUCACCCUCCUCUCCUGCCUGCUCCUCACCCUGACAACCCUCUGA
This is a messenger RNA of Clupea harengus (Atlantic herring), 8652 nucleotides long. RefSeq names its product fibrocystin-L (gene pkhd1l1.1). NCBI's taxonomy places the organism in Eukaryota, Metazoa, Chordata, Actinopteri, Clupeiformes, Clupeidae. The record is from RefSeq and is a predicted model, not a curated record.